Molecule: messenger RNA, 924 nt
Organism: Aureobasidium pullulans EXF-150
Lineage: Eukaryota; Fungi; Ascomycota; Dothideomycetes; Dothideales; Saccotheciaceae
Exons: 2
Coding region: 1-924 (307 amino acids)
Source: RefSeq, a predicted model, not a curated record
AUGACCAUCGCUUGCUUCUAUUACCAACUUUCCGACUUGCCGAAUAUUAGGAAUGUUUUGCAGCAUGUCUCGCCCGAGAAGGUGCAAGUUACGGUCCACCCAUCACACGUAGACUAUUCCACAAGCAGAACAGCUCCUGGAUUUGGGAGCUCUCAGGAAGAAGAGCAACUGGAACAACCCGCAGCAACAUAUACCGAGGCCAGCUCAUCGUCGCCAUCCGAUGCCGAACCAAACGACAAGGCGGUGGUAAUGGGCGCUCUGUCCACCGACGAUGUGACAUGGGCGACAACACAGCUAAAAGGAUGGGACGCUUUCGUGUAUACAGUCGACAACAACGCCAGCAUCACACUACACACAGACCGCAAUAAAGGCAAGGAAGCGAAUGCCUACCUAUCUUACAUCAUCCAAAACUACGAGUUGCUGCCAUCGACUGUCGCAUUCGUACACUCUCACGAAUUUGGCUGGCUCAAAGCAUGGCACACCGACGCUGCUCGUCACUCCAAUGUUGAGAGCCUCAACUCGUUGAACACAAACUUCGUGCAGAGAAACGGCUAUGCGAACCUAAGGUGCAUACCCAAUCCUGGAUGUCCGGACGAAGUACGUCCGUUUCGAGAGCCUGUGGAUGAAAGCAAGACAACCGAAGUAGCAUUCGCUGCUGCGUGGAGGGACAUCUUUGGCAACGACGAUGUUCCAGAAGUCAUUGGUGUUGCAUGCUGUGCCCAGUUCGCUGUUUCCAGAGAUCAAAUACUCAAGAGAACCAGGAAUGAAUAUGUUCGCAUGCAUCAAUGGUUGAUGAAUACUGAGCUGGAUGACUCUACGUCAGGUCGUGUGUUUGAAUACCUUUGGCAUAUCAUCUUCGGCCAAGAAUCUGUCUAUUGUCCUAGUGUAGGACAAUGUUAUCGGGACGUUUACGGCUCUGACUGA